Messenger RNA from Hydractinia symbiolongicarpus, 1327 nucleotides. RefSeq lists its product as uncharacterized. The transcript has 3 exons. The coding region runs from base 392 to 925 and encodes 177 amino acids. NCBI's taxonomy places the organism in Eukaryota, Metazoa, Cnidaria, Hydrozoa, Anthoathecata, Hydractiniidae. The record is from RefSeq and is a predicted model, not a curated record.
CAAUGAUGUUUUAAAAAGUGUAUUUAUUUUAAGCACUCGUCCCAAUUGAACAGCAUGGCAAAAAAUUAUAGUUUUCAGGAAAUUGUCUUCUCUAAAGCGUGAUAAUGAAUAACGAAGUAAUCAUCAAGAUUUUGCUAACACCUAAAUGAAUCACAAAAUAUGAUUUUUUCUUAACAUUUUUCUAAACUCUAAAAGAUAUUGUUAUUAAAAAUCAACUAGUUUCAGUAUUUGUCGAAUCUAAACAAUGACUUAGAAAGCAGGACUAAAAAUUGAAUUCUCUAUGGGAUGCGAUCUCUGGUGGGAGGGUUAAAUUCAUUAGCAAUUGGUUAAUAAAGAAUAUUUAAAUAUUUUUUUAGCAAUAGCCAUCGAUGAUAACAUAGUGGCCUACCACAUGAAUUACCUCAAAGGACAACUCCCAGACAUCAGGGAGCAUCGACAUGUCAACAUUAAGCAUAAUUCGUACGGAAUUGCAACGACGGAUAAGGAGCUGGCCGAGUUUGUAAGAUCCUUCUUCGUGAACAAUGAAGAUCAUAGAGCGACUUUGCAAUCACAUAUUAUGAAUCAUUAUGGGAUGAGAUUUCACAAAGCAGAAGGAAAUCAGGUUGAUACAACGCAGUUUUUUUCAGCUGACUCUCCCAUUUUCGUGGCAACAAUUGUUGCGUUGCUCAUUCUUGGUAUUGUAACUAUCAUCCUCGGCUUAACUUGCAAAUGGUACUUCAAACAAAACGAAAGCAUUUUAAGAAAAUGUAUAAGAAUUCAGGACAAGAAGGCGAAAUACAAGGAACCAGAUGUUGAGUUGAAACCUAUAAUAAAUCACACAGGAAAUUUAAAUGAAGAGUUCUUUAAAGAACUUGAAGAAUUGAAAGCGAAAUGGAUGGAACGCCUUCAAAAUGAAGCCGUGAACGGAAAUGGCAAAGCUCAUUAAAUGCGCUCAUAAAAUAACUAUCUUGUUGGUAUUCCCCUGGCUGUUAGAUAGAGUAUUGACGUACCAAUGUUGCACUUUUUUUUGGUCAAGCCACAACUAUUGGUUUAAAGUUGUGCAUUUUUUUCUAUCAAACAAUUUGUACAAUAGAAUAUUACGGAGUUAAGUGUCGAAAAACAGUAUUCUUUUGAGAAAUGAUAUAAGGCCAAACAAUUGCGUAAAUCACGUCUAAUAUUCAAAAGUUUUAAAUCAGCAUAUGUAUCUAUGUAUUCUGUAAGAAAUUAUUUAAUUUUUGAAUUUUCGUAACUUGAUGUAAGUAUUUCUGGUGUUAUAAGAAUUUUUUUUGUAACGUGUAUAUAUAUACAUAUUAUUUGUACGUUUUUUAAACAUAACACUUAACGAAUU